Messenger RNA from Punica granatum (pomegranate), 1382 nucleotides. Lineage: Eukaryota; Viridiplantae; Streptophyta; Magnoliopsida; Myrtales; Lythraceae. The record is from RefSeq and is a predicted model, not a curated record.
UCCUUUUAUCUUACCCACCUCAUCCCAAUGUCUAUUAGAUAUAUCAUAUAAAUGCAAUCAAUAUCCACACUAAAUCGCAUACUGCCACAAAGUAAAAUUCAUUCACCUCUCCUAGCUUUCUUCUGCACAUUCUUCUCCACAAGUUAUAUCCAAUGGGAGUGGCUUCUCCUCCUCGGGUUACUCUCGCAGCAAUCCUAACAAGCCUUCUAGUGCUCGCACUGCUGCUCGGGGUCGAGAGCUCUUCUUCCUUUGGCCCGAAUGGCUCGAAUGGCUUGGUGUCAAUCGAGAAGGACUACGCGAAGUGGCUGAGGCAGGUGGGCUCUUUCAGGCAUUCCCUGACAAAGAAUCGGGAGAGUUGCACCAACAAGAAGAAGGUGCCUGAGGCCUGCUUGAUCGUCAGAGUAUCCAAGAGGAAGCAAUCAGGAGCCUUCCAGUCGGUGCAGAAGGCUAUAAGUUCGGUCCCUACCAUCAACAACUGCCGGGUCGUCAUCUUUGUCGGCCCGGGAACUUACCGGGAGAAGGUUGAGAUUCCAGCAACAAUGGCCUACGUUACCCUGAAAGGAUCUGGGGCGGACAGGACGAUCAUUGAAUGGGACGACACUGCAGACCGAAAAGGGCCGAAUGGGCGUCCACUGGGCACGUACGCCUCUGCAACAUUCGCCGUGAACUCUCCCCACUUCAUCGCCAAGAACAUUACCUUCAAGAACAAUGCACCCUUACCGCCUUCCGGAGCGCUCGGGAAGCAGGCUGUGGCCUUCCGAAUCUCCGCAGAUAAGGCAGCCUUCAAGAGCUGCAGGUUCAUAGGAGCACAAGACACGCUGUACGACCACACGGGCAGGCACUACUUCGAGAACUGCUACAUCGAGGGCUCCGUGGACUUUGUGUUCGGGGACGGCCUCUCCUUAUACAGGAACUGCCACCUGCACGCCGUGACAAACAGCUACGGUGCCCUGACGGCCCAGAAGAGGGAGAGCUUGCUGGACGAGACCGGGUUCUCGUUCGUCGAGUGCAGGGUCACAGGGUCGGGUGCCCUCUACCUGGGCCGGGCAUGGGGGACUUUCUCGAGGGUCGUAUUCGCUUACACUUACAUGGAUAAGAUCAUCACCCCCAGAGGAUGGUACGACUGGGGAGACAAGAACCGGGAAAUGACCGUAUUCUUCGGGCAGUACAAGUGCUUGGGACCAGGGGCUGCUUACGAAGCGCGAGUGCCGUGGUCGAGGGAGCUCACAAGUGAAGAGGCUGAACCGUUUAUUUCUCUCGAUUUUAUUGAUGGGAAUGAAUGGCUUCCGAAGUCGUGACAUCGAUGCGUGCCUCUCUCGCCUAUGUACUGCAGGCAAAUAAUUUGAUAUUUAAUUGUUCUCAGAGAAAAUUUUGAAUUAACA